Molecule: messenger RNA, 354 nt
Organism: Diaporthe batatas
Lineage: Eukaryota; Fungi; Ascomycota; Sordariomycetes; Diaporthales; Diaporthaceae
Exons: 1
Coding region: 1-354 (117 amino acids)
Source: RefSeq, a predicted model, not a curated record
AUGCCCUCCAUCACCAAGACCGUCCUCGCCCUAUUCACAACCCUGGCGGCCAUAGCCGACGUCGCCCAUGCGGGCAUCCAGUCGUGCCCCGGGGACGCCUCGACACUGGUCGGCGACGGGCGGCAGUACUCGAUCUGCUACGGGACCGACUACCGCGGCGAGACUCGCGAGGAGAUCCCGAACAUCGAGUCCGUCAGGGAGUGUGGCCUCAUCUGCGACGGCGCCAGGUUCAGCCGGGGUUGGGACUGCACGCGCGUCUCGUACAGCCCCUCGCAGCUGACCUGCUACCUCAAGGUCUCGACGGGGGUGGAGUGGGUGGUUGACCAAAAUUACGACACGGCCGUCCGGACAUAA